GUCCUGGAGAAGAAACUCAGAGCACUUAGAGAACGUGUCCAAGGCGCAGAGGAAUCCGGGGCCACUCCACCUGUGUGGUGCCUCUCAGUCCGGAUGCUCUGCGCGUCCCUGCGUCCUCCGCUGCUGAGCCGACGCUCAGCUCAAAGUGCGGUUUAAAAAGAAAUCCCUGUUUACGUUACUCCUGCGCGUACCCGCGUCGCCCGCUGCGUGGAUCCCAGCAGACGCACUGACUGGUUGGUCCGGCUGCGCUCCGAGGGUCCCACGGCUGUCGCGCUGCGUGUUCGACCUCCAAGUCAGCAACAGGACGUCAAAAGGCUGCUGGAAGGAUGAUGUCCUACAUUAAACAACCCCACUACACUAUGAACGGGCUGAACCUGCCGGGUCCCGGAAUGGAUGUCCUUCACACCACCGUCGCUUAUCCCCCCAAUCCACGUAAGCAGCGCAGGGAGCGCACCACCUUCACUCGGACACAGCUGGACAUCCUGGAAGCUCUGUUCUCUAAGACCCGCUACCCAGACAUCUUCAUGAGGGAGGAGGUGGCCCUGAAGAUCAAUCUGCCUGAGUCCCGGGUGCAGGUGUGGUUUAAGAACCGCCGUGCCAAAUGCCGCCAGCAGCAGCAGCAGAGCAGCGGCCAGUCCAAGCCUCGUCCUCCAAAGAAAAAGGCCUCACCAGUGCAGGAGCCCAGUGCCCCUGAUCCAGUUCCCAAUCCAUCUGAAUCCUACAGCCCCUCUUCAGCUCAGUCAGCCGGGCCCAGCCUGGCCCCCAGCUCCAGCACAGGAAACACCGCUGUGUCCAUCUGGAGCCCAGCCAUCUCCCCCCUGCCCGACCCCCUGGCCUCCUCUGCUCCUUGCAUGCAGCGACCAUCACCUUACCCCAUGAGCUACGGUCAACCCUCGGCCUACACCCAGGGCUAUGCCAGCACCACCUCCUACUUCACCGGCCUGGACUGCAGCGCCUACCUUUCCCCCAUGCAUUCACAGCUGUCAGGCACCGGCGGUGCUCUCAGUCCCAUCACUGUCCCCUCCAUGGGGGGCUCCUUGAGCCAGUCCCCAGCUUCCCUGUCUUCGCAGGGCUACAGUACCGCCUCGUCCCUGGGCUUCACCACCGUGGACUGCCUGGACUACAAGGACCAGCAGGCCUGGAAACUGGGCUUCACUACAAUGGACUGCCUGGAUCACAAGGACCAAAACUCCUGGAAAUUCCAGGUUCUCUAGGAAGCGAGGAGCGAUGUCCUUCAUCAGAUGAGCGUGUUGAAAUGUGUGACUUAGCCCAGCAUGAGAGGACUCGUUUCUGCUGACUCUCAAUUUCUUGUUUGUAGGCUGUUUUUUUAUUUAUCUGUCUGAGAGUGAGCUCUUUAGAAAUGGACUGAACUGGAAGGAUUUCUGAGAAGGAGGCAGCAGUGUCUGAUCAGUGUUGACUGACCCAAGAGUCUGUCGUCCUCCUCAGGCUGUUUAAAACAGAAAAAACGAAGCCUCCGCAGAGCUGGCAGCAUUAAAAGUUACACACAUAACACUUGUUGUGUGUUUUAACCUUGGAUUGUGUUAGAGGGAUAAGAAGAGUCAGUUUAACAUGAAGGAACUAUAGGCUGCACACUCCUUUAAACUAUUUAUUAUUAUUAUUAUUAUUAUUAUUAUUAUUAUUAUUAUUAUUAUUAUGCUACACUUACUUUUAUCAUUUGCUUUCAUUUAGAUACUUUUGGGCAUUUGUGUUAAUUAUAGCAGUGUUAGUGUCUAGUAUGAAUUUGUUUGACAGUAAUAAAUAUGAUCUGUUCUAACUGUG
Fundulus heteroclitus (mummichog) is the source of this 1779-nucleotide messenger RNA. RefSeq names its product cone-rod homeobox (gene crx). Bases 327 to 1214 code for a protein of 295 amino acids. The record is from RefSeq and is a predicted model, not a curated record. Gene Ontology annotation, molecular function: DNA-binding transcription factor activity, RNA polymerase II-specific; RNA polymerase II cis-regulatory region sequence-specific DNA binding. Gene Ontology annotation, cellular component: nucleus. The transcript is spliced from 3 exons. Lineage: Eukaryota; Metazoa; Chordata; Actinopteri; Cyprinodontiformes; Fundulidae. Gene Ontology annotation, biological process: regulation of transcription by RNA polymerase II; multicellular organism development.